AUGGACGUCGCUGCAUAUUUACAGCGCUUUGAGAGCAGUAUAAGCACGUACGUGGGGGAUGACCCAUUGGAGCAGUGGGACAAGUUUGUUAAGCUUCUGGAGCAAAACUUGCCCCCAAACAGCAGCAGCCAGCUGUCUGUGGUGCUGAGCCGUUUAGUCGAGACGUUUCUGAACGUAAACAAAUACGCCAACGAUGACCGAUAUGUCAACUACUGCAUACAAUUUGCCAGCGCUUACACUGACCCCAUUGUGAUGUACAGUCACCUCUUCAAUAAAGGAGUGGGCACUCGUUGUGCUGCUCUGUAUUCCUCCUGGGCUCAGCAGUUGGAGCAGAGAGGUCUGAAUGAUCAGGCUGAGGCCCUUUACCAGAAGGCUCAUGAGAACAAAGCCCAGCCAGCGGAUUUACUGAUGGAUGAAUACAGGCAAUUUCAAUCCAGAACAAGGCUUCAUGUAGCAGCAUCAGCAGGAAACCGUUCUCCGUUGCAAAACUCUCUUUCUGUCAAUGUGAUGUCGAGUCAGAGUGCGCUCUCUGCUAUAAAGGAGACGACAGCAGCGGAGUGCUCCUCGCCCAAACCAGUGGAGCGUAGAUAUGUUGUCAUGAUCUCCCGUUCUGAAUACUCGGGGAAACUCCCUCCAAGCACUAAUGAAAACAUGGUAUCUACCUAUGACAAGGAGGCGCUGCAUUGUGAGGGCUCUGAGCUGUGCUUUGAGGAGCAGAUGCAGCAACAGCAGCAGAAGCUACAGGCUGAAGCCGAAGCGGUUGCUCUGCAUGUCCCUGCUUUUAAAGAUGAGGAAACUUCGACUAUUCCAAACCUCUGGAUGCAGAUCAUGCAUAUGAAUAUGAGCUUGGCACGCGGUACUGGACACGACAAGAGUGCUUCUCUUCUGCCUCGGAGGUCUGCGGGCUGCAGGUCGCACUCUGAACCCACAGUCUUCACCAACGACUCCACGAGCCCUGGACAGAUCUCUCAGAUGGACACAAAGGAUUCAGCUGCUCAUGCACCACAGCAGCAGCAGCACCAGUCUCUGUCCCAGCAGCAGCAGCAGCAGCACCAGUCUCUGUCCCAGCAGCAGCAGCAGCAGCACCAGUCUCUGUCCCAGCAGCAGCAGCACCAGUCUCUGUCCCAACAGCAGCAGCAGCAGCACCAGUCUCUGUCCCAGCAGCAGCAGCAGCAGCACCAGUCUCUGUCCCAGCAGCAGCAGCAGCAGCACCAGUCUCUGUCCCAGCAGCAGCAGCAGCAGCACCAGUCUCUGUCCCAGCAGCACCAGUCUCUGUCCCAGCAGCAGCAGCACCAGUCUCUGUCCCAGCAGCAGCAGCAGCAGCAGCACCAGUCUCUGUCCCAGCAGCAGCAGCAGCACCAGUCUCUGUCCCAGCAGCAGCAGCAGCAGCACCAGUCUCUGUCCCAGCAGCAGCAGCAGCACCAGUCUCUGUCCCAGCAGCAGUAG
Molecule: messenger RNA, 1446 nt
Organism: Knipowitschia caucasica
Lineage: Eukaryota; Metazoa; Chordata; Actinopteri; Gobiiformes; Gobiidae
Source: the annotation of a GenBank genome assembly